UGUGAAUCAAAGAAGGAUAUAGAAGCGCAGCACCACUUCCUGCUUAGUUCAUUCGUAACGGCACAGUGCCCGUUUCAACUUUUUAAUAAGCGCACGGAAACAGAGAGUGUGAAAUUGAAGUUCUACAUAAGUUAAGCCAUUUGGAGUAAGGGGUGAGCAUUGGAGAGAAAAACGAGAAAAGCUCCGAGGAAAUAAACUGCUAACACCUUGAUUUGUCUUUGUGUGAUUAUUCCAGACACUGGAGAUCCGGUUGGGUGGAACAUCCUGUACAACUGGAAGCCUCUUUGCUGUGGAGUGUACUAAGAUGCAACAAUAGUCCCAGGUGGCAGACCCCUCCCUUCCCUCCCCCCCCUCCCCCAACAACCACCCUGCUCUCCCCUUUCCUCUCUUUUUCAUCUCAUAUCUUUUGAUUACUCCUCCCGUGGUCAAUACGGCCCACUUCGCACGGCUCUAGCUUUCCAGCCAGCCAGCAAAUGAUUGGAAGCUGUAGUCCUUUGGACUCCUGCAUAUGUUCCCACCUCUCCUGAGGACAGCAGAAAGCAGUACAAGAUCGCACAAGCAAACUGACAGCCUUUAAACUAGAAGAGUUUCAACCAUGGUGGAAUGGACCACUGACAUAAUCACACUGAGGGAAGUUGCAGAAUGUUGAGCUGGCAUCACCACCAACAUCACAUCGUGCCAGUCACCCACAGGACUACCAGACAGACAGCAUCUCAACCUGUGGUGGAUAAUGGGAUUGAAAUAGAGGUGACAAGCUUUAUGUGCAUUUUUGGAUUAUAGUCUCUCUAAACCUCACUUGUGCUUUCUCCAUUUAUCAGUAAACCCAAAGUGCCUUUUGGAUAUUUUUUCAUUUUGCCACACUCCCAUAUGAGAACAUUGCUGUAAGAUUUUUGUAAAGGACCUAAAACUUAUUAUCAAUGUGAUUCAGCAUAUCUGUGCCAUAUUCAACAGCUGCACGCAUUAUGGACUCUGUGUUUACAGUAAAACUUCCUUUAUUGUUGUAUAGUUGACUGUUAGUCACCAGCACCAACCAACCAGUCAGCUGACCAACCAGUGAAAACCACUUCCUCCUCUGUUGCUGUGGCACUCUUUCGUUAACAUGAUCACAAUCCAGUCCAAAUGGCGCUACUUGUUCAUGUUCCUGGGCAUCCAGUUGGUUGUUAUGGCACUGCUCUCCCGUGAGGGCUACCAGAAAAGGGUCACCUACUUUAUCCGCAUCUUCCGCAAACCUGACAGCAGUGGCGGUGGAAUACCCCAGGGCUGCAACAACACCAGCGGGCCAGAUGGCUUAGCAGGUUCAAGGGCAGGUGUAGGGGCUGAUGUGUACGCCAACCUAUCCUUGCUGGCCAGGGUUCAGACCGGAAGUAAGGACAUGCCCUUCUGCCCCAAGACAUCCCCUCUCAUUGGUGGGCCAAUCCAUGUCCACUUCCCUUCAGGGUUAACUUUUGCUGAAGUACAGAGGAAGAAUCCACUAGUGGUCCGUGGGGGUCGGUACAGGCCGCCAGACUGUGAGGCGCAACAUCGAACUGCCAUCAUUAUUCCUCAUAGGAACCGGGAACACCACUUAAAAUUCCUACUCUAUUACUUGCAUCCAUUCCUGCAGCGACAACAGCUCAACUAUGGCAUCUAUGUCAUCCACCAGGCUGGGAACUACACGUUCAACCGAGCAAAGCUGAUGAACGUGGGCUUUCGCGAGGCUAUGAGGGAGGAGGACUGGGAUUGCCUCUUCUUCCACGAUGUGGACCUUAUACCAGAAGAUGACCGCAACACAUAUGUGUGUGACUCCCAGCCCAAGCAUGCCGCCAUCGCUAUGGAUAAGUUUGGCUACAAGCUUCCAUACAAGAUGUAUUUUGGAGGAGUGUCUGCAUUGUCACCUCUGCACUACCUUAAAAUGAACGGUUUCCCCAACAACUACUGGGGCUGGGGAGGAGAGGAUGACGACAUUGGCAUUAGAGUUUCAUUGGGAGGAAUGUAUAUCAAACGACCGUCGCUGAAAGUGGGUCGCUACAAGAUGAUCAAACACAAAUUGGACAAGGGAAACGACGUGAACCCUAGGAGGUUCAACAUGUUGGCCAAGACACGACAAACCUGGAAGCUGGAUGGCAUGAACACUGCAGAGUAUGAGGUGUUGAUGCGUGACUACCUGCCUCUCUAUACUAACAUCAGCGUUAACAUUGGCAUGGAGGCCGGUCUGCAUGCCACCCAAUUAUCCAACACUCCUGCGAAAACCCCAGCUAAGCCUCCAGUCAAACUCUCCACCAAGGUCCCAGCCAAGCCCCCUGUCAAACCCAAACAGGACCAACCAAAGAGCCAACACCACUGAACUCCUACACCCAAAUAUAUAUCCAUUCCACCUGUGACUUAUUACCUGGUGUGUGGAACAUGCCUGUUACCUUGAAAAAACAGUCCUUUUCUUGACCACUGACUCCUAUCAAACCUUUUGGGGGAGAUAUACAUUCCCUAGGUGUGCUGGAUUCCAUGAUAGACACGUUGCCUUUUCUGUAAUUGAAAAACUGCAAUUUACAGUCUGUUGUAUCAAGAUGAAAGAGGGAUUGGAGUCACCUCAUCCUGACUCUACUACUGGCCAUUGAUGACUUCUCUCUGCUGUGGGUUGUUAAGGGAACAGUAGAGGACAAACUGACUUUGCCUGUGUUUAUUUCUCUGCAGCACAGUUAAAACAGCCACUUUUUGAACCUGAAGUUGCCUUAGAAUACAUAAUCUUUUUUUGUCCUCACACAAUUACCUUAUAUUUUGUAUGAUUAUAGGUGGUAGAGGGAUUGUUGUGUUUUUGCAAAAAUUCACUAGAAUUUGUUAUUUUUAUAGCGUAGAAGUUUGAUACUGUAGCUAAUGUGGUGAAUUUUGACUUUUGGAACCAUGCUGUGGAAGUGUCGAGUUGCAGCCCAAUGGUUCCUCGUAUCAAAGAGGAUAUGUAAUUUCAACCUUUCUAUUGACACAAUAGUGCAGACAUACAGCUCAUUUUAUCUUUUUGGUUGUCAGUACAGUACAAUCAAAACAGCAUGUUUUUCCUUAUCAUAUUCUCCAUCUACAACCAUGGUAUUUUCUAUGUUUAAAAAUAAAUAAAUAUUGCCUUUGUAAGAGUGGGCUCGGGUAAAUAUUAUCAAUCAAUUGCCUUCAGAUGAGCAGGCUAUUGUGUACUUCAUUGUUUACUGGUGUAUGCUGUUAUUUUUUGUUUAAUUCCAUGGGAUCAACAAGACACUUUAUUACAUUUUAGUUAUGUUAUGCUGGUUUAGACAUUUUUAAUUUCUCCUCAAAUGAUUAAUUUAUCAGCACUGAAUUAUAAUAGUUAGGUGGAAGAAGUCCAUUGCAGUCUUUUGUCUAAUGACUUCUACUUCCAGUCUCUUUAGAUUAGUGCAUCUCCGUUAAUGAAGUCAAAAGCCACAUUACGUUUUCUUUAAUUUGAUCGUACAGUGUGGAAUUUCUUGACAACUAGGGAUGAAGUCUAGUAAUGGGCAUGGUUGACUUGUGGCCAGUACAUAAGGGAAGUACUGUAAUAAGGGAACAUUGUGCCAGUUAACUGUCAACAACUUCAUGCCAUGCAACCGAUGUGCUUUGAAAGCUAAAAAUUAUUUUCUUUAUAAUUCUUUUCAUUUACAUCAAUGCUGUUUGCAUGAUUGGGUUUCUUUGUUAAGCAACCGCAGCAUUCCUUUUGACUCCUAUUACGGAGAAUGUGCUGCUAUAUAAUAGGCAAAUCAGUCAAAAUGGUAACAAAUGACGUUGCAAGCAAUGCUGUCCAUUAAUUCAUUGGGUUUUUUCUUGUUUAAAAAAAAUGUUUUAUCUAUGCAUGUUAAUGGGUUGUCUCCAGUCCAUUGUUCUAUUUACCUGUGACACGUUAUGGAAAUGUAUAGAAACUACAUUUGUGUUCUGUAGUUUGUGAAUCCUUUCAAAUAGUCCACUUUUCACAACCUUUCAGCCUGAAUUCAUUCAACAGCAUUACCAGUCUGUAUGUAAUCUGAAUAUGCAUAACACAUACAGUUGUAUGCAAAAGUUUGUGAACCCUUUCAAAAUAAUGAGCCGUUCUAAAACCUUAUUACUUGAAAUCAAAAUUGAAGAAAUCUUUAUUGUUUUGAAAAAUUAUUUUAAAUCAUGUUUGGUACUUGGCAGACAUAUUUUCCAUGUGUUAACUUCCAGAAGUCUGACCUAUGAAUGUUAUGUUUUUACUUUGUGUUUAUAUGUGAUAUUGUGUGUAGAGGACUAAGACUAAAUUCAGUAUGUAAGGUUUUAAAAGGCAAAUUAUCUCAAAUGGUGGCCAAACUUAUGCAUACAACUAAAGCCUUGGUAGGGCGGUCUGAUAAGUCAACACGGAUAUGACCCAGAAAAAUGUGUUCAAAAGACGGUUUGGUUACAUCUGCUCUAUAUAUUUGAACAGGUUAAGCCUCUAUAUAUUUGUUUGCUGUAUGUGUGUGCUCUUUAGUUCAUUGUUAGUGUGACCAACACUCCACAGGGAUGUUGAUAUACAUUUCAGGAUAGUGUGACUUUUUUUGCUAUAGUUUCUUAAUGAAAUCUGCACAGUCCAGAGUGGCCUUAUAUAAUGAAUAAUAAAGAAAUUAUGACUCAGA
Osmerus eperlanus (European smelt) is the source of this 4577-nucleotide messenger RNA. Its product is annotated as beta-1,4-galactosyltransferase 3. NCBI's taxonomy places the organism in Eukaryota, Metazoa, Chordata, Actinopteri, Osmeriformes, Osmeridae. The transcript has 7 exons. Gene Ontology annotation, biological process: carbohydrate metabolic process. Bases 1100 to 2323 code for a protein of 407 amino acids. Gene Ontology annotation, molecular function: galactosyltransferase activity. Gene Ontology annotation, cellular component: Golgi apparatus. The record is from RefSeq and is a predicted model, not a curated record.